UUCUGCAGGGAUGGGUGAGCAAACGCGUUCAGGCAGGGAGGAGCGAGGCACCGCCGUUUCUUCCGCAGACGGGUGUUAGAAAUCUUUGCUGUCCAGGGCUCAGCCGGGCUGCUGAAACACGAUCCUUUAUCCAGAGGUCACAGAUGCAAACUAGCUCCGUUUAAAGGGCAUAACCUUCAGUAGCAGAACAAAUCAGGCCAGCCAGCACGCUGCCAAGUCCUGCAGGCUCCUUGUCAAGGAAACCAGCUGGACCCAUUUCUAAUCAACAUCUCCCAGCAUAACACCUCUGGGUCAUUGAAGGAGACCAGACCAGAAUUUCAAGCUUUCCAAAGACUUCUACUAGACAUCGAAUGCAAAAGGAUAUUUAGGUUGCGUUUGCACAGAUCUGCUCUAUUUCAGAGACAAGGGGUGGGAAUACAGGUCUCACUUUCACCCAAGAAGUCACAAGAACAUAUUCUACAUUAAAAGCUCUGCACAUAUAAUGGAUGAUGGUUACCGAAACAGCCCAAACCUCUACCAUGGUGCGAGAGAUAUAGCUCGAGAGGCCAACAGGCAGUCCCGGAACCAAGGAAUGGAUGACUACAAAUAUCAAGAUAACUAUGAGGGCUAUGCUCCCAAUGAUGGCUAUUACCGCGGCAGUGAGUCCAACCCAGAAGAGGACGCACAGAGUGAUGUUACAGAAGGCCAUGAUGAAGAGGAUGAAAUCUAUGAGGGCGAGUACCAGGGGAUCCCUCACCCGGAUGACGUCAAGGCCAAGCAGACCAAGAUGGCACCCUCCAGGGCAGACGGCCUUCGGGGCCGGGCAGACAUAAUGGCUGAGAGGCUGGAAGAUGAGGAGCAGCUGGCCCACCAGUAUGAGACCAUCAUUGACGAGUGCGGCCACGGGCGCUUCCAGUGGACCCUCUUUUUCGUCUUGGGUUUGGCCUUGAUGGCAGAUGGGGUGGAGGUGUUUGUGGUGAGUUUUGUCCUGCCCAGUGCAGAGAAGGAUAUGUGUCUGUCCAGUUCCAAGAAAGGAAUGCUUGGGCUGAUAGUCUACCUAGGAAUGAUGGCGGGGGCCUUCGUCCUGGGGGGCCUGGCCGAUAAGCUGGGGAGGAAGAGAGUCCUCAGCAUGUCUCUGGCCAUCAACGCCUCCUUUGCCUCUCUCUCCUCCUUCGUGCAGGGAUAUGGAGCCUUCCUCUUCUGCCGACUCAUCUCAGGCAUAGGUAGUGGGGGUGCUCUGCCCAUUGUUUUUGCCUAUUUUUCUGAAUUCUUGUCUCGGGAGAAGCGAGGAGAGCAUCUCAGUUGGUUGGGCAUCUUCUGGAUGACCGGGGGCAUCUAUGCGUCUGCCAUGGCCUGGAGCAUCAUUCCACACUACGGCUGGGGCUUCAGCAUGGGCACCAAUUACCACUUCCACAGCUGGAGAGUGUUUGUCAUCGUCUGCGCUCUGCCCUGCACCGUGUCCAUGGUGGCCCUGAGGUUCAUGCCAGAGAGCCCAAGGUUUCUGCUAGAGAUGGGCAAACAUGACGAAGCCUGGAUGAUUCUCAAGCAAGUGCAUGACACCAACAUGAGGGCUAAGGGGGCCCCGGAGAAGGUGUUCACGGUUUCCAACAUCAAAACUCCCAAGCAAAUGGAUGAAUUCAUUGAGAUCCAAAGUUCAACAGGAACUUGGUACCAGCGCUGGCUGGUCAGAUUUAAGACCACUUUCAAGCAGGUGUGGGAUAAUGCUCUGUACUGUGUGAUGGGGCCCUACAGGAUGAACACGCUGAUUCUGGCCGUGGUAUGGUUCACUAUGGCUUUAAGCUACUAUGGACUGACAGUUUGGUUCCCUGAUAUGAUCCGGUAUUUUCAAGAUGAGGACUACAAGUCCAAAAUGAAGGUAUUUUUCGGUGAGCAUGUGUAUGGUGCCACCAUCAACUUCACGAUGGAAAAUCAGAUUCACCAACAUGGGAAACUGGUGAAUGACAAGUUCACAAAGAUGUACUUUAAACAUGUACUCUUUGAGGACACGUUGUUUGAUGAGUGCUAUUUUGAAGAUGUUACAUCUACUGAUACCUAUUUCAAAAAUUGCACCAUUGAGUCAACCAUCUUUUAUAACACAGACCUCUACGAGCAUAAGUUCAUCAACUGUCGGUUUAUCAACGUCACCUUUCUGGAGCAGAAGGAGGGCUGCCACAUGGACUUUGAGCAAGAUAAUGACUUCCUGAUUUACCUCGUCAGCUUCCUUGGUAGUCUCUCUGUCUUGCCUGGGAACAUCAUUUCUGCCCUGCUCAUGGAUAAAGUUGGGAGGCUCAAGAUGAUCGGUGGCUCCAUGCUAAUCUCGGCGGUCUGCUGCUUCUUCCUGUUUUUUGGCAACAGCGAGUCCGCAAUGAUCGGCUGGCAGUGCCUGUUCUGCGGGACCAGCAUUGCUGCCUGGAAUGCUCUGGAUGUGAUCACGGUGGAGCUGUAUCCCACCAACCAGAGGGCAACAGCCUUUGGCAUCCUCAAUGGAUUAUGCAAAUUUGGAGCCAUCCUGGGAAAUACCAUCUUUGCUUCCUUUGUUGGGAUAACCAAAGUGGUCCCCAUCCUUCUGGCUGCCACUUCUCUCGUUGGGGGUGGCCUGAUCGCUCUUCGACUGCCAGAGACGCGAGAACAGGUCCUGAUGUGAACAACAUAUGAAGAAAGGAAAUGUUGGAAGAACCUUGUCCAGGAACCUUCCAUGCGCCCACACUUCUUGUCUGUCACUUUCCAGAGAACGCCUGGAUAGCACAGGAGGAGAAGUUGAUUUUGUGACCCCUAGUUUAGAACUCAUUUCAGCUGUCAAUAUGAUUGUUACUCAGGUGACUGACUUGGGGGUGUCCUGAGCUUCCCUUAUAAUCACAGAGCUGUGUUCUUGGCUUCAGGUCUCCCCAGCCCAAGGCAGAGGAAGAGGGAUAAACCCUCCAGUGGGUGCAUACACUAAGCAAGGAGUGCGCAUUUCCCUAAGUGAGGUGCAAGGACUUAUUUCCAUUUCAAAACGAAUUUGAGGGUGACAAACGCUCAAGUUCCUUCAUAAAGUUCCUUGGAGCCCAAUGACCUAAUAAAUUGACUUGGCAGAAAGUUAAGAGUCAUCAUAUGAAUGUUGGGCUUGAAGUACAGGAUACAUAUAUUUUUGCAUUUAAAAGUAUCAUCUAUCAUAUUUUCCAUUUGAAAAUCAGCACAAUAGCAUUGAAGAUACUCUGAUAUAGAAAACCAAAUAUUUGAGCAAUAUCUAUAGAAAUCUACUUUCCCCCCCCAAGUGUCCUAAGCUUCCCAUGAUGAUUAGGAGGUAAAUUUAAGAAUGAUAUUUAUUCCUAUUUUAAUCUAUUCAAAGAAACUUAAUGGGAUAGGUAUUCUGUAAACUAACUUUGUAUAUAACUGUAUUUGGGUUUCAUUUGCAGAAAUGGUAUCUGCAAAUACUUGCCAGCAUUUUAGCCAUAUCUUGGGAGGACUUGGUGUUUAGAGUCCCAAGAAAUUGGAUCUGAUUGAAUGAAAUGCAAGCACACUUUCUCAUAGUCAUUUAACUUGCUGUUGGGAGGAUGCACGUAGCAAGCUCACGUUGUACAGUUCAUUUAAUCCAGGCACUUUUCUUCGUGUAGGUGGAGUAGUUACUUUCUUCUUACACAGAUCGCUUGUGAAACUCAAGCUCAUCCUUCAAUGCUGGCAUUUGACUUUGCCGCUCCCCCGGAAACAGCAGAAGUUCAGUGGCCUCUGGCACUCUCUUUGUAGGCGAGAAGACAACGUGGUGGACAAUGUGGGGGAUUGAGAGAGGGAUGGGAAAGUAUAGCCACAGUUCUUCAGAGUGUAAUUC
Molecule: messenger RNA, 3784 nt
Organism: Ceratotherium simum simum (southern white rhinoceros)
Lineage: Eukaryota; Metazoa; Chordata; Mammalia; Perissodactyla; Rhinocerotidae
Source: RefSeq, a predicted model, not a curated record